Prorocentrum cordatum is the source of this 3369-nucleotide messenger RNA. NCBI's taxonomy places the organism in Eukaryota, Dinophyceae, Prorocentrales, Prorocentraceae. The record is from the annotation of a GenBank genome assembly.
AUGCAGCAGGACGCGGCCGAGGGCCCCGACGCAGAGGCCGCCGGCGGCGCGCCGCCCCGGCCGAGCCCACCCGCUCCCGCCAGCGAGGCCGUGUUCCGCCUGCGGCCGCUGGGGGCGCCUUGGGCGCAGUGGCCCCCGGGGCGCCCCGUGCUCGACGCCCUCGAGGCUGAGCUGGCCCGCGCGGGUGCCGUGGGCCCGGGCCGGCUGAUCACACUGGACAGCGGCGCUGGCGGCAUCUCUGCGGACUUCGUGGUGGUGGACUCCGAGGUGGGGGCCGCUGCGCCUGCCGGUGGCGGGGCGUGCGUCCGCGUCGCCCUGGCGGACGGGGAGCCUGGCGCGCUCUGCGCGAAGUGCCACGUGCUGCCCUACGACGACGCCAAGCCGCCGAACCCGAGCCUGGUGUACGGCGAGUACCUCAAGCCAUACCUGCGGGACCGCUGCGGCCCGCUCUACGCCGGGUUCGAGUUCGCCUUCAGGGGUUGCCGCUUCCGCGUGAUGGCCACCCUGCCGCCCAGCUCCGAGCGCCACGCGCUGUUCGUGGGCCGCGACACCGAGAUCUUCGCGGAGGGCCCGCCGCUGCAGCGGGGCUUCCUCCGCUCCGCGCUGGUGCUGCCCUACUUCGGCUCCAGUGCACUGCUGGGGGGCGACGGCGCCUCCCCAGAGGCCGCCCGGACCGCCGCCGUGCUGAGGCACUUCGAGCAGCGGAGCGCUGCCGUGAGGGCCACGGAGGAGUUCGUGACGGAGCAGGGCGUGCGCUUCCGGGUCAUGUCCUGCGAGCCCAGCUCUGGCGCCAUCGCGCCGAGCACGAGACUCUCCUGCGCCGGCCCAGAGCUCAUGAGCUGCGCGGUCUGCGGCGCGCUCGCCGUGCGGAGGUGCGAGGCACCUGGCUGCGGCAGGCUGCUGUGCUCCGCGCACGCGCUGGAGGACGUGUCGGCGUACUGCGGGUACUGGACGGGGGAUUGCGGCACGCUGUUCGCCGCCGGGGGCAUUCUGGAAGGCAAGUGCGACUCCACCUGCAACGUCACCAACGCCACUGCCUGUCCACCGGACAACGAGUCGGGCUGCUACAUGGCCCCGGACUCGCAAUCCGCCACCAUAUGCGCGGCUGCAUCGUGCGAUUAUUGGGACAAUGACGCCCGUACGGGCCAGUGCGACACCCAUUGCAGCUUUUGCACGCUCUCGCAGGAACCGCAGUGCUACAUGUGCGACACCUUCUUGCCGACGGACUGCCCGUAUCCUAACUCGGAUAUCGGUACAUAUUGCUACUCCACCUGCGGCAUUGACAACUGCGUGAAGACAUCGACGUCGACGAACACCUCGUUGACGCUGUCCUCGACGUCCACGGCGUCCACGACAACGUCCGUCUCGACGACGUCCGCAACGACGAGGUCCGAGACGAGCUGGACGCCCUCGACGACCGCGACGCCCUGCGUGGACUGGGUGCCCGAGGCCUUCGGCUACGCGGGCGUGAGCCAGUGGACCGACGCGGUCGGGCAGCCCUGCGACUUCUACGUCGAAAGGGACUGCUUCGAAGGCAACGCGAACGACUGGGCGAACCAGUGGGCAAACUACGGCAAGACAGCCAGCACGGCGUGCUGCAGCUGUGGUGGUGGCAUGAACGGAUAUUCGACUACGACUGCGACCUCGUUCACCUCCGCCACCACCACUUCGUCGUACUGCGCGAAUGUCAGGCCCGACGGAGAAGCGAAGUGGUACAUGGACGGGGACCCCGACUUAGACUGCAGCUUCGCCGCCUUCUACUGCGACGAGUACGAGGACACCAGCGCCUUCGGCCACGUGCCCAGCGAGGCGUGCUGCUGGUGCGGCGGCGGCAUAGGUCUCACCACCACCCGGACGUCGAGCACCGGGACGUCCACAAGCACUGGGACGUCCACCCUGACCACUCCAACGAGCACCGGGACGUCGACAAGCAGCGGGACGUCGAGAAGCACUGUGACGUCAACAGGCACUGGGACGUCAACGAGCACCGGAACGUCCACAAGCACGGGGACGUCCAGAUCGACAUUGAGCUUGUCGAGCAUAACCGUGUCGAUGACGUCUGGCACCACUCUGAGCGUGUCGGGGACGUCGGGCACCACCCUGAGCGUGUCGAGGACGACGACGAGCGGAACCUCCUCGACUGGCACGUUGACGUCGACAUCUGCUUCCUCUUUGUCCUCUUCUGCGACAUCGAGCACGACCACAUCUUCGGCCACGCGCUGCGAGGAUUACCCCCCCAUCCUCGACAACUACACCGGCGUCUCCGAGUGGCACGACAGUGCAGGGCCUCAGUGGAACUGCGAGACAUACGCCGAAUACGACCUGUGCGACUCCUCGGGGGACAGGUACGAGAACUACGGCAGGCCUCUGGCCCCUGCGGGGCUCCUGGGGGGCGCCCUCGUGACCGCCGCUGUGGUUGGAUCGGACUUCCGGCCCGGGGCGCGCCUCCGGAAAGGCCUGCCGCUGGCCGACGGGAGCACCGUGGCGUCCGGCAGCGCCGCGGAGUGCUGGAGCGCGGAGGCCGAGGGGGCCGAGGGGCCCGGGCUGGGCGAGUACGCGGCCGGCAUGUGCAUCAAGAACACCUUCCUCGAGAUCCCCUCGGAGGCGUCGCUGGAGCACUCCGCCGCCCGCCGGCGGGCGGCCUCGGCCCCCUGCCGCUGCGAGGGCGUCGCCGCCGAGUCCGCCGGCGCCGAGCGGCCGAGGGCCGCGGGCGCUCGGGGCCCUCCGCGGGAGGUGCAGCAGGGCCCUCCGCGGGAGGUGCAGCAGGCGGCCGCCGAGGGCAGCACCGCCCCGAGCCUGGGGCUCGCCGCGGUGCUCCCAGCGGAGGCAUCGCCGCCGCCGCCGCAGCGGCCGCCCGCGCCGCCCCAGCAGCCGUCCGGCGCCCCGCUCGGCCUGCUGCCGCAGGCUCUCGGCCGGGACGACGCGGCGGGCCAGGGCGGGCAGGCCCCGCCCGCCGUGCUGCGUCUGGCGGACAUGCUGGGCGGCCCCGAGCUGGGAGGCCCCGACCUGCCAACGGCCGGAUCCGCAGCUCACCGCUCUGGCGGCUGCAAGCCCUGUGCCUUCGCGUGGAAGGAGCCGGGCUGCGGGAACGGCAGGUCCUGCCCCUUUUGCCACCUGUGCGGCGCCGGGGAGGGGAAGCGGCGGAAGAAGGAACUGAAAGCAGUGAGGCGGACAGCGUUGCAGCAGGGCUCGGUCCAUGGUUCUCCGACGUCGUCAAACGCGUCGGCCUCCCCGGUGGCGCUGUCCUGCGUGCUGGGCCUCGUGGGCUCGUCGCUCAGUGAGUGCACGCCCAUUAAUUCGCUGGGCGAGUGCACGCCCCAGAAUUCGUUGGCAAACCUGGCAUUUUUCGGUCGUUUCGGCGGCUGCUGA